GAGCAAGCCGGGGCGCGCAUGUCCAGUUCCUCCAUGCAGACUGCUCUCCCAGAUCGCCAAUCAUUCUAGCGAGUUUCCCCACUCUUUCGCUCUCCCCGUCUGUACAUGUGCACCGGACUCACAGCUCUCUCCUGAAGCGGACACUGCAGGGGGAAGAAACGCAACGAACCCACCAUGGAAUAGGAAUACUACUGUGGCAAAAACGGGGGAAACAAACCUCUCUCUCUCGUCUUUCUUCUUUUUCCCCCUUUUCCUGACGCCUUUUCUAUCUUUCGCAUCUCCCCUCUCUCUCUCGAUGUCUCUCAACAGUUUCUGAAGGGAUUGAAGGAAAGGGAAAAAUGAGGAUUAAUAUUUUUUCUUGGCACUUUCUCGGGGUGUAUUCCGCCCUUUGGGGGCUGGCGACAGGGGCUUUCCCCAGCUCAGUGCAGAUAGGUGGACUGUUCAUUAGGAAUACUGAUCAGGAGUAUACGGCGUUUCGGCUAGCUAUCUUCCUUCACAACACCAGCCCUAAUGCUACGGAAGCUCCCUUUAACCUGGUGCCCCAUGUCGACAACAUAGAGACCGCCAACAGCUUUGCAGUCACCAAUGCAUUCUGUUCUCAGUACUCGAGGGGGGUCUUCGCCAUCUUCGGCCUUUACGACAAACGUUCAGUGAACACGCUGACGUCGUUCUGUGGGGCCCUGCACAUCAGCCUCGUGACACCCAGCUUCCCCACCGAAGGAGAGGGCCAGUUUACGCUGCAGCUCCGACCGUCCAUCAGAGGGGCUCUGCUGUCACUGUUGGACCACUACGACUGGAACAAAUUCGUCUUCCUCUACGACACAGACAGAGGUUAUGCAAUACUGCAGGCAAUUAUGGAGAGAGCAGGGCAGAACGGAUGGCAGGUGAGCGCAAUCUGUGUGGAGAGUUUCAAUGAAGCAUCAUAUCGCAGACUCUUAGAGGACCUGGAUCGACGGCAGGAAAGAAAAUACGUCAUCGACCUGGAGCCUGAGAGACUGCAGAGCAUCCUAGAACAGGCCGUUAGUGUGGGGAAGCACGUAAAAGGUUACCAUUACAUCAUAGCAAACCUGGGUUUUAAGGACAUAUCUCUGGAGAGGUUCAUGCAUGGUGGGGCCAACGUGACCGGUUUCCAGCUGGUGGACUUCAGCAAGCCUAUCGUCAUAAAACUGAUGCAGCGCUGGAACAAACUGGAUCAGAGAGAGUAUCCUGGAUCUGAAAGCCCACCUAAGUAUACCUCCUCUCUCACUUAUGAUGGCGUCCUUGUAAUGGCCGAAGCCUUCCGCACCCUUCGCCGUCAGAAAAUCGACAUCAGUCGCCGCGGCAAUGCUGGCGACUGCCUGGCCAAUCCAGCUGCUCCCUGGAACCAAGGAAUAGACAUGGAGCGGGCGCUCAAACAGGUGCGCAUUCAGGGCCUGACUGGAAAUAUUCAGUUUGACCACUAUGGUCGGAGAGUGAAUUACACCAUGGACGUGUUUGAACUGAAGAGCAAUGGACCACGCAAGAUUGGGUACUGGAACGACAUAGACAAACUCGUGUUGGUCCAGAAUGAAAAUGCUCUGUCCAAUGACAGCUCAACGAUGGAGAACCGGACAGUUGUCGUGACAACCAUCAUGCCUCUGAUGAUGAGGAAGCCUCUGCAGCGACACUGAUGCCGAGUCUGCAGACUGAACAAAGGAAUGAAACACAGACUCACCUGAGUUGCAAACCUUCGGGAAAGACUGUGAACAGACAGACUGAUAGAGUUUCUCUAAAGACUGUUUUGAUUUUGCCAUUUUCUUCAUGUAUAUAUAUUUUUUUGAGAUGGUGAUGUUUGGUUCUGAUAUCAUUACUCUGUUGAGAAAUGCUUUGUCCUGCAGUUAUGAUUGCAUGAAGAACAAAUGAAUGAAUGAAUGAAAAGGAGAUUCAUGGACACUAUGUUUUAAGCCUGAGUUGCCUCGCUUGCUGUGCUCCUGUCUUCCUCUCAUGAGAAAAGCCACAGCUGGAAGAGAGCUCCGUGAGGGAUUCUGUGGCCUCUGUCAAGGUCUGACAUUUGGCCGCACAAAAUCACCAGACUGUGGAACAGCACUCUUAAUUCAGAUCCUUUCACUCUUUUCGAGGACACCAGAGUCACCUCCAUCCACUACGUUACGCUGCAAAGUACCAGCAGGAGAAACUCGACUCAGCUAUAAAUUUUUUUUCUAUACUUUUUACAUUGUUUUUAAUUUUUUUCUCAAGAGAAAGCGUUGGAAGAGCCAGGAUUAUCUGUCAGUCCUGCAUUUUGGAGCUGUCGUCUUUUGAUACUGCUCUCCCUCCAUCUUCAUCUUUCUGCCCUGUCACUCUGUAAAUCUACUCAGUCAUGGCUACUCGGUCACCUUUCCUCUAUCGAGUUCCUCUGUGAGGGUUUCUGAAUCUCAACAACUAAAUAUAAAGUUAAAGUCAAGAAAUUCCUCUAGUUUUGGGCAACAGUGGUGGCAUUUGCCUGUAACCCUUUGAUCUCAAAAUUAUUAUUAUUGACCAUUAUUCAUGUCUUAACUUGCAUUUGGUGUUACUUCCACAAUAAUAUUGUGAUUGUUUUUGCACACAGCAGAUGUGAAAGUACAUUAUGUUAAAAAAAAAAUACUCCCCCGAUAUUUUCAGUUAUAAGUGACCAUACACUGACAUGCAGUGGAUGCUGGCAAUGUCUCCACUGAAAUGAAAAAUGAGAAGUGACUGUGUACACCCAUUUACACAAACACAUAGCUGCUGCCAUGUAGGUCAUUCACACAUGUAGGCUCUUCCAAUUUCACUCAAUAAGAGGUAAACACACAUGUGCAUUAACACAAACAUAACCUUUACUUUAUUGCUACUGGCCUUUACUAAUGUGCUUUUACUGUAUUCCAUCCCAAAUAUAGACCCUCAAGGAGAUGAGAAUGUCUGGUUUGUGCUUUUGCUUCGGCUUCAAUUCAUUUGACAUACACACAGCACGCCUUUAGUAAUGUUUGACUGGGUUUAAUAUAAUGCAACAUUAAAUAUAUCUAAUCAGUUCAAUUGGAUUUUCAAUUUGUAUUUUAAUGUUUUGAAUUAUUAAAACUACGCCAAUGCCGGUGUGCGUCAAAAAAGCAUUCAUUCAUUGUUAAACUCUCCUCUAAUGUAUUCAUCAGUAAAAGGGCAAUGUUCCUCUUCUUGGAGGCUCUUCAGGAUAAAUAAGGAGAUGUACUCUGAGACACAGAGCUGCCAAAGACAAAUUCAAAUGAGCUAGAUGACGCAAUUAUAAAACCAAAACAUAUACAAAUAUACAACAUUUUUCAAAGGUUGGCCUCUCGUAUUGUAUGUUCUGGUUAAGUGGAUGAUAAACUAGUGAUUUACUGUUUACCAGGUACAAAGUCUACCAGGUAGACUUGCUAGUUCCCUGGUAGUUAGACUAAGUAAGCAGCUGACUGACAUAUUACUGUUUUUUGUGGGAAUCUGCAUGAAAAACAAAUUAACUGUCAAACUAGCUGAUUAGGUGACUGACCAGCUGUCGUGGUAACUAACGGGCUGGUUAAUGCAGCAGCCGGCAGUGUCACUGGUCGACUGCUCAAAUGUCUGACUAACUACUGAAUUGCCCCGCUGCCCUCAUGGCUAAAUAGCUGGGAGAUAAUCAUGCAGACUCACUGGCCAGAGAUGUGACUGGAUAGAUGAUUAAGUUCUGUAAUUGCAGUAAUUGCUUAAUAAACGGAUUGAUUGACCAACUGACUGACUGAAACAGCCUGUGACUGACGGACUGACUGUCUGGUUUUCCUCUACAGUCUUCUGAAUGGAUGACUCGCAUUCCGGCUAACUUGUUAUGUGACAAUCAGGCUUUCUAAAUGCUGAACCGAGCGUUGGGUUGGCAGGUUGAAUGAAUGACUGGGCAGUUAGGUGACUGUCCAGUUGGGCGCCUGUCUUCUUUGCUGCUUGGCUAACUGGCUUACAUAGCAAGUCCUGUUUGCCUUUUUGGCUCCAGUGUGAAGUGUUUCAUGUCUUAUCAGCCCCAACCAUUUGCUUCUACAAAGCUGUUCUCCCUCUUUCACCCACCCAUUUCCCCUCUUUAUGUCUGUCUUUCAGCCCAUCCCCUCUCUCACUUGCUCUCUCUUCUUCUCCUCCAUUUUUCUUUUUGUCAUAUUCCCUCCUUCACUUAAUCUCUCCUUCACACUUUCUCUUUUUUCUGCUUCUAUCUAUCUUCCAUUCUCCCUGUGGCUAUCUCUGUUUGUAUUCUGAUCUGUUCUCUCAUCUUUCCUCUGUAGUUUCAUGCAGUCCAUACAACCCACAUCCCUCUCUCUCCUCCUGUUUCUCUUUGCCUCCUUUCCCCCCCUCCCUUCAAACCACUGAUUUUUGGUCCUGUUUCGUCCUCUCUUGUUUCUUCUUCUCACCUCCCAUUUCUUGUCCUGCCCUGACUCAUGAUGCCACAUUAGGCAACAGCCAAAUGUGAUGCUUUCUUCCCAGCACCAACAUCUAACACACACAGCCACCUUCACUCACAGCAUUGGCAUUAGUACCUUCACACCAAGACAAAAACGUCUGGAGCAAACUGAUAAGAAGCCUUGAGGAGGCAUUAAAGUGAAACACAGUCACUGUUGCCGGAGUUCCCACUGAUAUGCAUAUAUCUUCAUGUUUGUGUCUCUUCAUGUAUAGCUGCCCACAUAACAGUAAAUUAACUCAGAGAAGUAGCCUUCUCUGAUUUCAUAUACUUGACCUGGUAACUGAGAUGCCGUAUUCUCCUUAAUUCAAAUGAAGUAAAUGAAUCCCCUUAAGAAUCCUGGCUUAAUCUGAAAAAACAAAGAGAACAGAGCAACCGCUUUCUCUACGGGUCAGGGCCAGAUAAGACUUCUGAUUUGGGAGCCAGUCAGCUAAUAUAAAUAUAUAGGCGGCACUUUCUAAACAAAUCACAUUGAGAAUGAACAUGCUCAUUACCUGAAGUGUGGAGAUUAGUGACACUCUCAUGGCAAUAAAUCCAGCUCCUUACGCAGGGUGAACACCAAAAUCUGCAACCAUUUUACAUGUGAAGCAAGUUGCUAUACAUAAUAAAAAUAAUUCUAAGUUUAUAGAUACUAUUGUGAUUUCACAGUUUAGAAAUUACCUUCAGAUCUCUGUUUUAAUGUUAUUGCAGUGUGUCAUGUGUAAAUCAACACUUUCUACAUGUCAACCUGAAAUCGAAUGCUGUGUGUAGUAAUUUUACUGCCCAGAAUUAAGAUGAGACAGAUAAACUUUACUGAUCUCUUUAGGGAAUGUCACAGGUCACUAAUUAAACGUGAAUCAAUCCUUUCUCAAACACUUCAGUGUCGCUGGCAUGAAUAAACCUAGUGGUACAAGUGCCUUCUUCAUGAAGCCAUUAAUCAUGACUUUGUGAUGUUUACAUGAAAAGUUAUUAGGAGGUAUGUUGGGCUGCUGCAGGGAUGGGUUAGCUGGAGCCAGCAGCAGGUUAGCUGCCUGAAGGUAAAAAGUAAUAAUGUACCACUCCUAAAGCUCCCUAAUUAACACGUUCCAUCUCAUUUGUUGGGAUGUUAUAUUUCCCAGCUGGUCCACUGCUUGCCUGCAGCCUGAUGGUGAGGACAAGACUCAUCAUGCUAAGCUAAGCUAACCAAGUCUUGGCUGCAGCUUAAUAAUUAACUUACAGAUAUGAGAGUGGUAUCACUGGUCUCAUCUAGCUCUCAGCAGGAAAGCGAAUAACCCUAUUUCCCAAAAUGAUUUCUUUAAAACUGACUUUGAUAUCUCUGAAUGAGAAUUGCUGAAUUAACAGUGAAUAAAAUGACUGCAUGGAGUGCUGAUCCUUUCUCUGCAUUAGACGGGUAGAUCACAAUCACUGUACAAAAGCUCCACGUUUAAUGUUUCCAAACGUUUGAAUUUGUGCUUCAUCAUAUUCAAAGCAGUCUGCCCAGUAAUUAAAAUGUUUUUAGGAUUUUUCUUAAGAAUGUAACGUUACAUCUAUGCGUAAUACAAGCUGAGCUAAAUAUUCCCAAACGGCUGCUGCUACAUCUGCUUUACUUUCAUUUUGCUGUAGGUUUUUGUUUGACCUCCAUCUUUGUGCUGAAACUGUUAUGUUUCAUUGAAGAAUGUACCAAACAUCGCAAGCAGUUAAGUGUCAUUCAUUUGAAGAAAUGCUCUAUUUAAAUUCUGUCAAUAAAAACACGUUUCAAGUGCAUGUUCCCUCACAAACUGCAAUAUCGAAUAUUCUCUGAAAUUCUCUAGCCAGUUCGUAACACAUCUGACUGGGAGCCAUCAUCGCAAAACAAUAAAUAAUACUGAUUUGAAAAAAUUGAAUCACACAGUAAAUGGUACAGUAUGACCAGCAAGACAACUGUGAACAAGCAAACAGUAGUUGGGUUCCAAUGAUGAAUCCACCAGUGAUGACCUUUAAAGCAUGAUUUUCAGAGCACAUCCUCAUUUUGUUUAAUCUGUGCUACAAAGCUAUGUUCGUGGCUCCAUGGAUGUGUCAGAGGGCAUUUACUUGAAACUGUUUUGCUCUUCAUUAACAUUAUGAUUCAUGUUGAGUCAAUGGAAUGAGUGCCCCGGGAACCGCUAAUGUCUCUGAUAAUGACAUUUGAGGAGAAAUGUUUUUGUAUGUUCUGACAUCGGACACAAAAGGGCAAAUUUUUUGGUAUUUGGUGAUGAUAAUGAUGAUGGUGAUGAUGAAAAUGUGAAGUGUUUGAGUUCUCAUUUGCGUGGUUGGUUUUGGAAGAAAUCUGUUUUAACAAAUGUAAUCCUGAUGAGUGAAUAAUGGCUUGUAAGAAAUGUGAGAAUGGAGUGCUCUGGGUGUUUUUUCUUUGUUUUAAAAUGUGGCUUUGUCUAUGAAUCUUUCAUAUGUAAAUGUAAAGUGAUUUUCAUUAAUUUCCUUUUGUUGCUGUUGCUGUUUGUUCAUGCAAAAGGAAAUGGGCAUGCACUUCCUAGGGGAAAUUUUGAUGUUGGGAAAAAAACACUCAUUUUCCUUCUGCAAAGCAUUUAACAAAGAAAACAGGUUAUUGGUGAUGAAGUAUUCUUUAGAUUUAGAAACAAACAGAGUCCACAGAAAUGCUUGGAGCUCUGCAAACUUCAGCACAGUGGCAGCAUUUGAAUAUGCUCAAAAUAUCAUUGAUGUGAUUUAAAUGUCAUCAAGCAUAUUUUGUCCUAUUUGACCACAUCAGUCUGGCAGAAGCUGAUGUGAAUGCCGCUAUGCAGAUAUUUAGUCCUAAAUCAAUGUACUGAACAGAUACUAUAUUCAUAUAAAAUGAUGAAUUAUUCACACAUGUGGAUAAAUGUAAGCCCGUUGAAUACCCAUAUUGAAAAAAAGAAAUCCUAUUUUACUCUUAGUCAUACACAACUACAACUCAACGAUUUAAUUUCAACCUCCUCGUUUGCUGAGCAGAAAGAGGAUCGAUACAUAAAUCCAACUUCCCUUUGUAGGUUUUGUUUGUGUUGUUCAGAUCUUAUUGUACUGAUUUGAUCUCGCUGCCUGCCUGCCUCUGGGCUAGACUUGUUUUCUAUGUACUUUAAUUUCCUGGAUUGAAGAAUCUUCCAUCGAUUCCACCCAGAUCCACGAUAGAGUGAUUUUGUUUCUCAUUUGACCCUUUUUCAAAAACAUGUCAGCAUAAAUAUCUUCCUUGAUUAAACUGUGCUUGUUUUCA
Molecule: messenger RNA, 7577 nt
Organism: Acanthochromis polyacanthus (spiny chromis)
Lineage: Eukaryota; Metazoa; Chordata; Actinopteri; Pomacentridae
Gene: gria4a
Product: glutamate receptor, ionotropic, AMPA 4a
Exons: 11
Coding region: 339-1649 (436 amino acids)
Biological process (GO): modulation of chemical synaptic transmission; monoatomic ion transport; synaptic transmission, glutamatergic
Cellular component (GO): dendritic spine; AMPA glutamate receptor complex; plasma membrane
Molecular function (GO): transmitter-gated monoatomic ion channel activity involved in regulation of postsynaptic membrane potential; AMPA glutamate receptor activity
Source: RefSeq, a predicted model, not a curated record